CCUUUUCCCCCCCUUUCCAUCCCCCAAUAAAUAAUUUCCACACAAGGAAACCAACGGAAUCUCGAGCAGAACCUGCGAAUUUCCCCCGUCUCCAAUCAUCUCCCCCCUCUCGCCCAUUCUUCUCCGAAUCCGCCUCCUCCCCAUCCAAUCUGCCGUUCCACCAAACCAAUCCUCGCCGCAGUUCGUCGUCGCCGACGGCGGCGGCGCGCAGCCAGGCGACGACUGCCGGUGCCGCGGCGGGCGUGGAUAGGUUCCUCCCUCCUCCUCCCCGUCUUCUUCUCUCGGGUUUGUCUUCUUCAGCGCGCAGUGCUGAUCUCAGUUGAAGCCUCAGGCGCGGCGCAGCUUGUCUUCCCGAAAAAAUGGCGGCGGGAAGGCUGUUUCCAUGACUCCCUCGCUUGGCGGGACUAGGAGGGGUUGGGUGGAUUGGACGUGAUCGGGAUUGCGAGGCCAUAUCAGUUCUUAUGGAUCAGCUGGCUCUGCUCGCGACGGAGUUCGGAGAUUCGUCCGACUUCGAGGUCGACGGCAUCAACGAGAACGAUGUCAGCGACGAGGAGAUUGAGCCGGAGGAGCUGGCCCGGCGAAUGUGGAAGGACAGGGUCAGGCUCAGGAGGAUCAAGGAGAGGCAGCAGAGGCUAGCCUUGCAGCAGGCUGAACUGGAGCUGGAGAAGUCCAAGCCCAAGCAGAUAUCCGACCAGGCCAUGCGCAAGAAGAUGGCCAGGGCGCACGACGGGAUCCUCAAGUACAUGCUCAAGCUGAUGGAGGUGUGCAAUGCCCGUGGGUUUGUCUAUGGGAUCAUCCCUGAGAAAGGGAAGCCUGUGAGUGGUGCGUCGGAUAAUAUUAGAGCUUGGUGGAAGGAGAAGGUUAAGUUUGAUAAGAAUGGUCCGGCAGCGAUUGCAAAGUACGAGGCCGAGCACUUGGUGGAUGCUGAUGCUCAGAGUAGCGUUGUCAAGAACGAGCACAGCUUGAUGGAUCUCCAAGACGCCACUCUGGGCUCACUGCUUUCAUCAUUGAUGCAGCACUGUAAUCCACCGCAGCGCAAGUACCCCCUGGAGAAGGGCACUCCGCCCCCAUGGUGGCCUGCGGGGAAUGAAGAGUGGUGGGCUGCCUUGGGCCUUCCAAGGGGACAGAUUGCUCCUUACAAAAAACCUCAUGACCUUAAGAAGGUUUGGAAGGUCGGGGUGCUUACAUGUGUUAUUAAGCACAUGUCCCCUAACUUUGAUAAGAUCAGAAACCAUGUUCGCAAAUCCAAAAUCUUGCAGGAUAAAAUGACUGCAAAGGAGAGCCUGAUUUGGUUGGGAGUCCUACAGAGAGAGGAAAGACUUGUGCACGGUAUUGACAAUGGCGUCUCAGAGAUUACUCACCGCAGUGCUCCAGAAGACAGAAAUGGAACUAGGAACGCACACAGCAGCAGUAAUGAGUAUGAUGUUGAUGGUUUUGAGGAGGCUCCUCUUUCAAUAUCAUCUAAAGAUGAUGAGCAAGGUCUUUCUCCAGCUGCACAAUCCAGCGAGGAGCAUGUCUCCAGAAGAGACAGAGAAAGGGCGAACACUAAACAUCUUUAUCAGGCUGUUGUUCUUAAGGAAGGAACAAAAAAACAACCACCAAAGAGAAAAAGAGCACGUCACAGUUCCGUUGCUGUUGAGCAGGAGGUACAAAGGACUGAUGAUGCACCAGAAAAUCCAGGAAAUCUGAUUCCCGAUAUGAACCGACUGGACCAAGUAGAGAUUCCAGGCAUGGCUAACCACCAGAUUACAAGCUUCAAUCAGAUGGCCGUUACAAGUGAAGCUUUACAACACAGAGGAAAUGCUCAAGGGCAUGUUUAUCUUCCUGGGUCUGGGGUUAAUGGCUUUGAUAAUGCCCAACCUGUGGAUGCUACUCCUGUAAGCAUAUAUCAGCCUGUACUUUAUGGAAGUAGUGAUAAUGCCAGGUCAAAGUCUGGAAGCCCCUUUCCACUGCAUGCCAAUUCUGGUUUUAAUAGUUUUCCCAGUAACUAUCAGACUUUACCUCCGAAACAAUCAGUGCCAUUACCUAUGAUGGAUCAUCAUGUGGUUCCCAUGGGUAUCAGGGCACCAGCUGACAACAGUCCUUAUGGUGAUCAUGUGAUUGGUGGUGGAAGUUCAACUUCUGUCCCUGGAGAUAUGCAACACCUCGUAGAUUUUCCAUUCUACGGUGAGCAAGAUAAGUUUGUUGGCAGUUCUUUUGAGGGGUUACCUUUGGACUAUAUCAGUAUGAGCAGCCCGAUCCCAGAUAUUGAUGAUUUGCUGCUGCAUGAUGAUGAUUUAAUGGAAUACCUGGGAACAUAACAUAGGUUAGGAAGGGCUCUUAUGCUUUCUGUUUGGUCAUCCAUUUUGUGUCACCAGGAUUACCAGAUUAACUUGAGUAUGGAAGACUAAACUUCUCAUUCUGAUGCUGUUGAUACCAUCUGUAGCAUGCUCAAUGAUACUUGACUUACAUUCUUUUGAAAAAUAUUGUCAAGGAUGACCGGAUUGUAAACCGGAAAGGUGUACAUGCCUACAGGGUUUAAGUUUGGAGUAAUUAAUUUUCCCGGGGAAGAUAUAUAGUGAAGGAUAGUUCUUUGUAAUUUCGAAUCUUUGAAAUAUGAAUGCCAUGCUCUCCUGCAUGUUCUCACCCCCUUCCCUUUUGCUUUCUACAGAAACAUUGAGUAUUCAACAUUGUAGAUACAAUCAAGAAUAAAAUAUUCAUCGGCUGAGGAAAUCCCUCUGUCUCUUA
This is a messenger RNA of Triticum aestivum (bread wheat), 2727 nucleotides long. Its product is annotated as ETHYLENE INSENSITIVE 3-like 3 protein. Gene Ontology annotation, cellular component: nucleus. Gene Ontology annotation, molecular function: DNA binding; DNA-binding transcription factor activity. The transcript is spliced from 3 exons. NCBI's taxonomy places the organism in Eukaryota, Viridiplantae, Streptophyta, Magnoliopsida, Poales, Poaceae. Bases 462 to 2300 code for a protein of 612 amino acids. The record is from RefSeq and is a predicted model, not a curated record.